UUUAUUUCGGAAAGUUGAAGUUGUCUAUGCUCUCUUGUACGAGAAAGUUGUAAAUAAUUUUACGUGAAAUUUUGACUAAUUUCUUUUUUACAAGUGAUAUCUAAUCUCAAAGUGAAUUAUUUAUUGUUAUGUGAGCUUGAACAGUGAUGGGUUUCCAUAAAUGGUGUACCAUAUGAAACAAAAAACUAUCAUUGCGCACGAUACCCCAACGCCAUUUUGAGGCGAAAUUUUAUAUAUAUCGGGUGGCGCAGAGGAUGGCCCGGGGUGACGGUAGAGCUCUAAUUAACUGACGGACGUCGCCGGCUUAUAGCUGGCGCAAGCAACUAAAAUGCCUCGACCUGGCAGUCUCAAGGACCCUGACAUAGCAGAGCUAUUCAGUAAACAUGAUCCAGAUAAAAUAUUCGAAGAUCUCCGGGAGAUUGGCCAUGGGUCCUUUGGGGCGGUAUACUAUGCUCGCUGCAAUCUCACCAAAGAGAUUGUGGCGAUCAAGAAAAUGUCCUACCUGGGAAAGCAGAGCGAAGAAAAAUGGCAGGAUAUUUUGAAGGAAAUCAAAUUCCUAAAGCAGCUGGAACAUCCAAAUACCAUAGAGUAUAAAGGCUGCUACAAAAGAGAGCACACAGCAUGGCUGGUCAUGGAGUACUGUGUUGGGUCAGCUUCAGACAUCAUAGAGGUCCACAAACGCCCUCUGCGCGAGGAAGAAAUAGCGGCGAUAUGCGAGGGCGUGGUCUGUGGUCUGUCAUACCUACACAGCCUGGGCCGCAUCCACCGCGACAUAAAGGCUGGCAACAUUCUCCUGACGGAGAACGGCACUGUGAAGCUGGCGGACUUCGGCAGCGCGAGCAUCAAGUGUCCAGCCAACAGUUUUGUGGGCACGCCUUACUGGAUGGCCCCGGAAGUCAUCUUGGCUAUGGACGAAGGGCAGUAUGAUGGGAAGGUGGAUGUAUGGUCUCUUGGCAUCACCUGCAUCGAGUUAGCGGAGCGCAAGCCGCCAUACUUCAACAUGAAUGCCAUGUCUGCAUUGUACCACAUAGCGCAAAACGACUCGCCGACGCUACAAGCGCCAGAAUGGUCUGAUACAUUCCGGUACUUCGUUGAGGAGUGCCUUCAGAAGAAUCCCCAAGAGCGACCGUCGUCUAACAAGCUCCUCGCGCAUCAUUUCGUCACGCGGCCGCGCUCUCCUAACGUACUAGUUGAUCUGAUACAAAGGACGAAGGCGGCAGUCAGGGAUCUGGACAACCUGAAUUAUAGGAAAAUGAAGAAGAUCCUCAUGGUGGAUGCUGACAAUGAAAGCGCUAUUGGCGACAGCGAGGAAACAACCGAAGAGCGGUCGGGAGGCGAUAGCUCUAAAUCCAACUCGGCGACUUCGGAGCACAGUGCGGCGGGUGCUUCCAGCCAAAGUUCUUCUUCGGGCAGUCUACGCCGCCGCCCACACCCUUUGAACGCGAACCACCAUAGUCAACAUCAACAAUCGCAGCAGCAGUACCAGCAUCACAACCACAAGCACGCGGCGCACGCGCAAAGAGAGAGCGAGAGCCCUCUGCCGACCUCGCACGACGAUUACGUCAAUCGCGAUGUACUACGGGACUACGCGAAUCGCGAUUCGCUUUGCGACGAUUACGGCGGCGAUGACUACGCGAAUAGAGACGUGAUUCGCGAAGCUCAGAGGGAGAGAGAGAGGGAGAGACAAGCGAACGAGUACAGAGAAUACGUCAACGCCCCGUCCACGUGGCAACAGGACAGCGGGGACGAUAACAGGAACACGCAGCGGAGGCAGACGAAUAGGAGUAUAAGCAACAAUGUCUCCGCUGCAAUGUCCUUAGUAUCCGAGCAUGGUGCUAACAACUUCGCGACCAUUCGAACUACUAGUAUUGUAACCAAACAGCAGAAAGAACACAAUCAGGAGAUGCACGAGCAGAUGUCUGGCUACAAGCGGAUGCGGCGCGAACACCAGGCGGCGCUGCUGAAGCUGGAGGAGCGCUGCAAGGCCGACGUCGACGCGCACAAGGCGCAGCUCGACCGCGAGUACGAGGCGCUGCUGCAGCAGCUGUCGCGCGAGCUGGAGCGGCUGCAGACCAAGCACGCCCAAGAGCUUGAACGCAAGCAGAAACAAAACGCGGCUGCCGAGAAGAAGCUAAUAAAAGACAUCACGGCGCGCCAGGAGCAAGACCGGAAAGCGUUCGAGGCGCAGCGCAAGCGCGAAUAUAAGGCCAAUAAGGAGCGGUGGAAAAAGGAGCUCAGCAUGGACGACGCCACGCCCAAACGGCAGAGAGAUGCCACGUUACAGUCGCAAAAGGACAACAUGAAGCAAGCCGAAGCGGCGGAGGAAGCGCGACUGGUGCGCGCGCAACGGGAGUACCUAGAACUAGAGCUGCGCCGCUUCCGACGCCGCCGCAUGCUCGCCGCGCAUCACAAGGAGCAGGAGUUGCUACGCGAGGAGCUGAACAAACGACAACAACAGUUAGAGCAGGCGCAUUCCAUGCUCCUACGCCACCAUGAGAAGACGCAAGAACUCGAAUACCGACAACAGAAAGGCGUUCAUGCGCUAAGAGAGGAGCAGCUGUCGAAUCAACACGCGACGGAGCUGGCUAACCAGCGCGAGUACAUGCAGCGCGCCGAGCACGAGCUGCGGAAGAAGCACGCGCUGCAGCUCAAGCAGCAGCCCAAGAGCCUCAAGCAAAAAGAAAUGCAGAUUCGCAAGCAGUUCCGGGAAACGUGUAAGAUACAGACGCGUCAAUACAAAGCAUUGAAGGCGCAGAUAUUACAGAUGACUGCCAAGGAGCAACAAAAGGAAGUGAUAAAGUCUCUGAAGGACGAGAAGCGGCGCAAGUUAGUAUUGCUGGGCGAGCAAUACGACCAGAGCAUCACCGAGAUGCUGCAGAAGCAGACCGUGCGCCUGGACGAGAGCCAGAUGAUGGAGUGCCAACAGCUGAAGAUGCAACUAGAGCAUGAGUUGGACAUGCUGACCGCUUACCAGAGCAAGAGCAAGAUGCAGGCCGAGGCGCAGCGCAACCGCGAGCGCCGCGAGCUCGAGGAGCGCGUGGCCGUGCGCCGGGCGCUGCUGGAGCAGAAGAUGGAGUCGGAGUGCGCGCAGUUCGUGGCGGACCGCGCCGAGCGCACGCGGCUGCUGCACGACCGCCACGAGCGCGAGCUCGACCACUUCGACAACGAGAGCGCGCGCCUCGGCUUCAGCGCGAUGGCGAUAGCGGAAGGCAGCCGGGAGGGCUACGGCGAGGAGGAGCAGUCACUCUCGGGCUCCAUGCUGUCCCUGGCGCACUCCAACUCGUCGGCGUCGUUCCCCGCCGGCUCGCUCUAGUCGCGCCGCGCCGCUGUUGCCAAACCGCCCGUGUCGCUGCCCAGGUUGACCCUCUCCCUUUUCCCGGUCUCGUAUAGCCCCCCCGCUAGGUAGAAACUGGAUCUAGGGCUAGGAAGCACGCCGCGAUAAGCUUUGUCGCGCCAUUUUAUCGAUUUUACGCGAUAAACCCAUACGUUUGUCGUCGAAAAUAAGUACGCCGCGAUUAUAGCGCCAUUUUAUCGAUUUUACGCGAUAAAAACGUUUGUCGUCUAAGAUCGAUAAGAUUUUAUCACGGCGCGCAUCCUAGUCCGGCUGGGCUGCUCCGAAACGAUGUUUAUGAAGUUUCGGGUCUAUCUGCCACUGUCUCUGACACUGCGAACUACAGACUGUUUGUCGACCGAUAGUGAUCGGGCUGUUAAUGAGUAUGAAUUUGUAUGAAAGUGCGCAUGCGAUACAGAUUAAUUGGUAUCGGUCGAUUCCUCUUAUACAAAUUGGAAACUGAUCAAACUAUAGGCCAACUAAACGCAUGUAGUUUGCAGGGUGUCAUAAACUGACAUCUCGCUUUCCGUGAGAUUGAUGGCUACUUCGAAAUUUCGGACGGUUUUCGGAGUUAUCCCGCAGCGCCCGCUUCGGACGAUAUCACUCGGGCGUGUGACGUGACUUCACAAUAGCCAUAUUAGGCCUAUGAUCCACGUUUUCAAUUUUAUAACCUCGUCGGCCUAAAAGUGCGCCGGUUGCUUUUUAUUUUACCUAGGGCGAUGCAAUUUUAUUUUAUUUUCGGCCAUUAUUUUUUGGUCAUAUGAGUACCUCUGCGCACACGUCACGAGUUGAUAACCAAACGAAGCUUGUCAUUGUUCAUGUUAACAUUAGUCGCAAUAGAUAUCCGCGACACUUGGCCCGCCCGCAGUGUCAUGCUCUCUAAGCCGCUUCCGACGUCGGGGCCUUUGGCAACAGCACCAACUAUUCCACAAAACCAUUGUAAUUACUGAGACUGUAUCUGCCCUCCCGCGGACGAGCGAUCCCUGGGCUUUAACGUGGCAUUAUCCGUGUGCUUGAAGCCAAAUUUAAUUUGUAAUUAACGUAUUUUAUGUUGUCUUCCAAACGAAAGUGCGUCAGUAUUUAGUAGUCGACGGUGGUUCGGGAGGGCGUUUCCUAUUCUAUUACACUAUUAAGUUUAUUGCACUCCGUAAAUAUUAACAAUGACGCGCGGUAGACUACGGUAUGGCCCUUCGCUUUGAUCACUAUCCGAAGAUAUUACACUUGACUAAAUCGGUGAUCAAAACGAAGCUAUCGUCUCCACUGCGUGGUCCAUCAGUGUGUUUCUGGUUUUUGUACAUUUCAUCCGACCAUCUUAUUCACUUCACAUGAGGUUGCAUAUCGAAGAAAAUAUAAAAUACUCCAUUUAUACAGUAUUCCCUUGAUUAAUUUUAUUUACUUGUAGAAUAUACAUACACAUUUGAUAUGUGUGCCUACGAAUGGAUCGCAAGGUCGCACCAGAAACAUACUGCUGUCGAAAUAAAGUAUAUUGUAUGAUGUUAACAAAGAGGUUAUUCGCGAGUUUGUGUGCCGAUAGCAUGAUGUUUUAAUGAUAAUGCAAUCACGUGAGAAUGAAACGCUUCUUUUAUUAGUAAUUUUACUCACAACACGUCUCUCGUUCUGUUGAUUCUGGCAACGCAUAAAGACAAAUCUAAAAGAUAUUUUGUCUAAUUAAUUAAAGUAAUAAUAAUAAAAAUUGUUGUUUUGCUCGUAAUGAAUGAAUAAACUAUCCUAGAUUCGAUGGAAUCAUGUCUGAUUGAACGAUCUCUUAGACAUAAGGAAUUUUAUUUCGCUUAUUUUAGUAUAAAAUAUAUAAAACAAACAAAAAAACUUAGCACAUUAGGCCGUCCAUCUAUAACGCAUUCAAACUCAGCAGAAGCAACAGAACAGAGGACCGUAGAAGGCAUGUUUAAUAAAAAAAAUAUAAAGUCUAGUAUUCUUAAUCUACUCUUGUAUAAUAUGUAGUUUUAUGAUAAGUUUCUAUAGUGGUUUUAGCAAAUUUUUCGUCUUGAUACUCCACCAGAACAAGAUUGAGAAAUGAGGCGUAUACCGAGUGUACGUCAGACGUAACACAAACGUUAGCUGCCGCGCGAGCCCCGCCGCCGCCCCGACGCAAAUUAUUAUUAUUUUAAUAUUAGAUAGUCAAAAUUUUUAACAUUCAUAUCAUUAGUUUUUACUUUAGGAACGAUUUAUCAAGAGUGAUUAUUGUAAGUUGAAUUUUUUUAAGUCUCGGACUGAUCGUACUCGUUUAUUGGCCUAUUACGUUUAUCUGUUGAUGUUAAAUUUUAUCGUACCGACGACGCAACAAUGAUCGAUAUAUUUACGUUACGUUGUUAGAUUGUAAUUUGUAGCGCGCUUCACUAAACGAAUUCUAACAAACGUGCAGGUGCUGUCGUAACUUACUGCCGAAACGUCUUUUGUAAAUAUGUAUAACUAUAUUAUUAGCUUACAUACAAAUUGCCUUACGACGGCGAGACGCGCGGGGCUCUGCAUUUUGUAUAUAAUGAACAAUAAUAUAAUAACUAUACAUAAUUUGUUACAUUUUAUAAGGUGCAAAUUCGAUUCGUGUACAUUUGAAAUGCGAUGCAACGGGCCUCGGUGCUGAGGUCGAUAUGUGCUAUUUUGUCAUUAUUUAGUUCACCAAUACGCUAUUGUAUUCCGAACUAAGCAACCAGUCAUGUCUGUAGAUGAUUAUAUUAUUUAAUUUAACGUUGAUUGUAGUCAUAAAAUCCAAAUUUAGUUAAUUCUAUAAUUGAAAAGUAAUUUUUUACUUUAAUAUUUUUUCCUAUCUAAUAUCACAUUGCUUGUAAGCAUCACAUGAUGUGAUCGUACUGUAUUAUUUUGAGUCUGUUAGCUUUGUAUAUUACGUAUUUAUACAUUUCAUGUCUUGACACCUAAGCGAAAUAGGUAUAAAAAUGAAUUUGGAAAAAAUUGGCCUGAAUUUGCUGUUUUCACAAAAAGGGCAAACGAAACAGUGCCAUCAACAUCACUAUUAUUUUUUAUAAUUAAUGGAUGGCGCUGUAAUUUGAAAUUGUUACUGAUGUAGCAAGUACUUUUCACUAUUAUUCCUCCUGAACUGACCAAAUAAAUGACAAUAAUCUCUAGACACAGCCUAUCUCGACUCGUCAUCAUGUCACUGUAAAUACAUUUUAGGCCAGUGUGUAGGAGCGGAGCGAUGAUCAUAGGGUUGAGUUUAUGAGUGUUAAAAAAUCGUAUAAGUAGCCAAAUUGUAGUAUAAAAUUUAUCUUUAAAAGCUUUGGCUUCCAUUAAUUUUAUUUCAUAAUAACGACAAUUUUAUUCAUCUAUAUUUUAGCUUAAUUUUUGCCUUUAUUUUUAUAAAAAUAAGCAAUUUGCCAACGUCACAAGAACAAACGUUAUUUAUUCUAUGUCCAUCGCUACGCUCUACGUUCAUAAAAAAUCUGGAACCGAAGCACUAAGGAAUUGAAUUGUGAGCUGUAACUUCGCUUGCGUGCAAUAGAUGGUCGGUACUUAAGGUAGGCGCCGUAGUGUCGCUGGUAGCCUCGGCCCGCGGGCGCGAGUUAGUGCUUAGGCGCACAUGUCCUUGUUCUAAUCUCCCACCACUUAGCUGUUCUAGAGUUAGUUAUCAGGUUACACCCUUGGACGACCCGCCAGAUUUUUUAUUAUUACAUACAAUAUAGAAGUACCAAACUGUAGCUAGCUCACGUAUUAUGUAAAUUGUAAUUAAAUAAUUUUUAUAUUUUACCAUUGUAUAGACGUUUAUUAUCACUGAUAGGUAGUUAGCGACAUUGAGAGGUGACAAGGUGCGCGCGGCCGCCGCCCGUUUAUAUAGUUUGCGAUUGUUUGCGGCUCGCUCAGUGCACCGUUGUUGUUUUCUUUUAUUUUAUUUUUUGUUAUAUAUUUAAAUAACACAAUGGUAGUUUUAAUAAUUAUUAUCAUUAAUUAUUAUAUUGUAAUAUAAUCUUAUUAAUGAAAAAAAUCAAACCGAAAUAAAUAGAAAAGAAAUCAA
Messenger RNA from Ostrinia nubilalis (European corn borer), 7316 nucleotides. RefSeq names its product serine/threonine-protein kinase Tao (gene Tao). Gene Ontology annotation, biological process: protein phosphorylation. NCBI's taxonomy places the organism in Eukaryota, Metazoa, Arthropoda, Insecta, Lepidoptera, Crambidae. Gene Ontology annotation, cellular component: cytoplasm. Gene Ontology annotation, molecular function: ATP binding; protein serine/threonine kinase activity. The record is from RefSeq and is a predicted model, not a curated record. The coding region runs from base 329 to 3313 and encodes 994 amino acids. The transcript has 21 exons.